Aureobasidium subglaciale EXF-2481 is the source of this 546-nucleotide messenger RNA. RefSeq lists its product as uncharacterized. Bases 1 to 546 code for a protein of 181 amino acids. NCBI's taxonomy places the organism in Eukaryota, Fungi, Ascomycota, Dothideomycetes, Dothideales, Saccotheciaceae. The record is from RefSeq and is a predicted model, not a curated record. Gene Ontology annotation, biological process: vesicle-mediated transport; protein transport. Gene Ontology annotation, cellular component: intracellular membrane-bounded organelle. The transcript is spliced from 3 exons.
AUGAUUAAUGCCGUCUUGGUUUUCAAUAACAAUGGCCAACCGCGCUUGACCAAAUUCUACACACAGCUGGAUACAGCUGUUCAACAACGUCUGAUCUCUGAGAUCUUCACCUUGGUCUCUGCUCGACCGUCAUCAUCAUGCAACUUCUUACCACUGCCGCCUCUUCUUGCGCCUGCUCAGUCCUCGGCUAUAUCGGACUCCCACAACGACGUUCCUUCGCUGGUCACAUACCGGCACUAUGCAACUCUUUAUUUCAUUGUAAUCAGCACGAGUACCGAGUCCCCUCUGGCCCUGCUUGAUCUUAUCCAAGUCUUUGUUGAGGCACUGGAUAGACUCUUCGAGAAUGUUUGUGAGCUCGACCUCAUCUUCAACUUCGAAACGUUACAUGCCGUCUUGGGCGAAAUGAUUGUCGGUGGGGUGGUGAUAGAAACCGGCUUAGACAAAGUGGUACAAGGCGUAAAAGCCCAAGGAAAGGUGACUAAGCGGCCAGUAAACGAGGGCAGCCGCACUGGUGGUCUCGGUCCUGGCAUAUGGGCUGGUAGAUGA